AAGGCGACGAGCUGCGCGUUGCGGAAGCACCAGGAUGAACUCACCGAUAUGGCACUAGUAAUUAGUAUUUGCCGUCCCAAAGUGAUUGACACCGGUGAUCCUCCAUACAGUGCAUAACAUUUUUCUUGAAUGCUGAUCUCCUGGGCAGUCGUGACGUCCGCUAGCCACCGUCCGUGCCGUAUCUCAAUGCGGCUGUGGACAGGACACAAGGACCACUCAAUUCUGAAGCUGCCAACAGGAUCGAGGCUUCCGCGGUCUCAGGCGGCCUCUCCAACGUGUGACUAUCGCUACUGUCGAACGGUAUUAUGGCGGCGGUGAAAAGGGCUCGGCUGCCCAUCUGGGUGGCGCUCAUCAUCUCACAUCAAGCGUCCUUGACGUCCUACACACGCCGGACUCAUCUCACCUACUCUCGAGUCCUAGGCCGGCAUGUAUAUAAGAGAGGUCAAAGUAGGUCGAGUACCAGCUCGUUAUUCCUGGCUGUAUCCGCCGCAAACGCGCUUCUGCUCUAUGGACCCCCGCCUUCCGGCUGGGCACCGGGGGAGACGGUCACCCAGCGCUGGCAAUCCCAGUCUGGUGAUCCUGCUAGGUUCACCUUGACGCUGCAAGCCUACGAUUCGGAGCAAAGUUAUGCCCUCGUCGCAAUUGUUGAGACUUCUGCUAGCUCGGUGACAUUCGCGCUGCCCGACGUAAAAGCUGGGGAGUACGUCUUGAACGCGGUGAACGUGACAGACGAGAAUGUCAUUUACGCUCAGACAGUACCGUUCUACAUUUCGUAGUAGGGAGUAUGUUUCUGUCAGGCUCCGAGGAGAGCUGGGGCGGACCUUGAGACUUGCUCCUUAAUGCUGUGACGUACCUUUGCGAAAGACAGUGCAAUAUCAGUUGGAUGCUUUUUGAACAAAAACUAAAAACACA
This is a messenger RNA of Rhodofomes roseus, 912 nucleotides long. RefSeq lists its product as uncharacterized. The record is from RefSeq and is a predicted model, not a curated record. Bases 306 to 776 code for a protein of 156 amino acids. The transcript is spliced from 5 exons. NCBI's taxonomy places the organism in Eukaryota, Fungi, Basidiomycota, Agaricomycetes, Polyporales, Fomitopsidaceae.